CGUCGGGCGCAGAAUGGAUAGCGGGACUUGUUUUUUUGCUUGCUAAAUUGACCAAUGUUACGAGGACCAAUGCUUUGAAAAUGUCGGCUUCGUAUGAUGAUGAUCGGCUGCAAGCUUGCGGUAUCCUCAGGAGGUUUCCUACUGAUGACGAAUUCUUGCUGUCAACAGCCUGACAUCUCUGAGCUCAACAGUAAUCAGACGAAGUACAUAGCGAUGUCAAGGGAGUUGUGCGUGUGGGGCAGUGCCGUCCAAACCCUGCAAGCUCAGGAGUUCGCAUGUUUGGCAUGGAGCUGCUGGACAAGUGGUGCUUAGCCUGAUGUUUUCUUGACACAUCCGAGAUUUAGCAGCCUCUGCCACGUUGCACGCGCAGAAGCUUUCCGACCCGUCAAGACUGGGGACAAGGGAGAAAUGAGUGACAAAUGAC
Molecule: messenger RNA, 424 nt
Organism: Didymella exigua CBS 183.55
Lineage: Eukaryota; Fungi; Ascomycota; Dothideomycetes; Pleosporales; Didymellaceae
Exons: 1
Coding region: 94-312 (72 amino acids)
Source: RefSeq, a predicted model, not a curated record